CAGUUAAAAAGGAACUAAAAGUAACCUGACGUUACGUCGCGCUGAAUUACCGGGAGGAUAAUGUCAAAGUCUGGCUCCCUUAUCUCGGUGAAGAUUUUCUCUUUGCGGUGACAGAGGUCCUUUGAUUGUCUAAAGGAAAAACUCCACAAAAGGGACUGAUAAAAUGUAAGAAGUAAGAAUAAAGUGAAGAAUCCAAGGACUGCAUGAGAGAAAAGACAUACAUCACAAACGACUGACAGUGCUUUAAACAAGAACAUCCUAAAGAAAAGGAAUACAACUCAGUAAAGAACUGAACUGAAAAUCCAGUGGACUUUUUCCUUGACUUUCCCCCCCAAAGCAUAUGCUUUUGUUGAAUAUGUGUCAUAAAGGAAGGUCAACACAUGAGCGAAGAUGAACCCUUAUGUCACUUCACACUUCAGGAGGGAUCUUUUUCCCCAUUUCCAUUUGUUGUAGACUUUUGUCUACCUCUCUCUAACUGAUUAAAUGAAAUGGCAUCUUCUAUAUUUGUACACUUAUAGCAGUAGCUCUUAUCUGUUGUUUUUCAGUCCUCUUUGUACUCACCACAGUGCAGGGUUACAGUUGAGGUUUGACUCUGUCUGCUGCUUCAGAGAGGAUGUGGAUACUCUGUGUAACUGUAACCAUGGAAAAGGUUGGGAAAGGUAAAUACUAACUACAAGCAUACCUUUUAAUUUCCAGAUGUAUGUGCACAUUUAUUGAUUUUUUUUUUAGACUUUAAGAACAUUUUCUAUAUAUUAAUUAAUUCUCUAUGUUUGUGUAUGCCUUUUUAGAUGAUUACUAUAUAAUUUGAAUUGCAUCUGCAUAAGAUAAUCUUUUGUUUGUGGAAACUUUCUGAUGUUCAGGUAGCCUUUUGUGAUCUGGUUCAAACAGAGAUGAUGAGUAAGAGACUACAAUCCAAACACCCAGUUACAGUUUCAGCCACUUUAGUUCUCUACACUUCUCAAAUCUUCUCCUACUUUGGCAAACACCUGAUCUUCCUACUCUGGCACUCGACCUCCAGAAAAAUCUAGAAAACUUCCUCAGGCAUAGGAGAUUUCUCAGCCGUAAUGCUGAGCUGUAAUGAGGGGUUGUGAAACUGGAGAGAACGUGAUCGUAAGAAUUGGCAUGUUUUUUUUUCUUUUCUGGCUUCAUGUUGGAAAUGUUUAUAUCAUAUUGUCUCAUUUUAAGUUAGUUUGGAGUAUUUGUCUGUCCUGUAUGCAUCUUGUUACAGUAUUAUAGAAGCUACCCUAACUAGCUGUAUAUCCUUUACAUGUUUCCAUCUGCAUCCUCCUAUUCGAUCGAUUGCAUCCGUUUAUAAUUUUUGUCAACUGAUGCCUGCUCGAAGCUUCCCUUUUUUUGUUUUGAAUUGAACAGAACCAAUCCUGCAUGCUUUUUGUGUCUGUUGAGUUCAAUCCAGCCCUACCACUCCUUUUUCAAAAGAAUUCUUACAAACGAAAUAGACUCAUUGGGCUGCUGCUUAUAUCCUUCUUUUUAACUCACCUCAGUCAGUGGGUAUAAUUUAAGGACAUUGGUUGUUAAUGAAUGCACCUGUGGACCUACUUCAAGACCAAACCCUUUGUUUGCUGAGUGGAUCCAUCACUGGGAAACACCAUUACAAGUAAGGGAAAGUAAGUGACUGAUCAGUGGCCUUGGAGGGAAUUUUCCUCUGGUUACCAUUGGCCACUAUGGACUUGCAAUUAUCUCUUAAUUAAGAAGGACUGAUGGACUGACUGUGGUGACACCAAACAUCUAAUUGACUGUAUCAAGGUGCUUAAUUGCUACAUCAGCAAUCGAGUCAAGGCAUACUCAGGAAUACACAGUUAUUGUACACCAUAAGAAGAGGAGACUUAAUUAUACAAGAUGGGAGCGGCGCGCGUGAAACGGCGCUUCAGUGCUGUGGUGGACGGGCCAGUGGAGGAGGAGGAGGUCAUGAGGCUGGCACAGAGUGCUGCAGACACGGCUGGGGCAGGGGGGAGUCCAACAGGGUCAGGAACCCCAAGCAGCCCCUCCCCGACCCAUGCCCUGAACGGCAAAACUCUACCUCUCCAGAGCAACACCAACAAUGCACGGAGGCAGAGCGCCAUCGGAGAGUCAGUCGGGGGAGAUGCAGGAGAUGGCGGGGUGAGAACAGGAGGAAUGUGCUCAGGACUCAAGAGUGGGAGAGGCAGUAAUGUAGGAGGAAGAGGAAAAGGCCAUUCAUCCCAGGACCAAAAUUCACUCUCUUCCCCCUCCACUACUAACCGCCGGCGCAACAGGCGCUCAAGCCGCCGGCCCCGACAACGCUUUGUGGGCAAGGACGGACGCUGCAACGUCACCUUUGUCAACAUGAGCGAGAGGGGCCAGCGAUAUCUCAGCGACCUCUUCACCACCUGUGUGGACAUCCGCUGGCGCUGGAUGCUGGUCAUCUUCACCCUCUCCUUCCUUCUCUCCUGGCUGCUCUUCGGAUUUGCCUUCUGGCUCAUUGCCACCCUGCAUGGGGACCUCUCCAUUCGGCUUACCCCCAGCUCAGGUUCCUCUCUGGGAUCAGGAGAGGCCGGGUCUGAAGGAGAGCCUGAUAGAGAGGCGGUGUUUCAGGAGCCAUGCUUCCUCCAGGUGAACAGCUUCAUGGCGGCCUUUCUAUUCUCCUUGGAGACGCAGACAUCCAUUGGUUACGGCUUCAGGAGUGUGACCGAAGAAUGUCCCCUGGCGGUGAUGGCGGUCGUUUUGCAGUGCAUUGUGGGCUGCAUUAUUGACGCCUUCAUCAUCGGGGCAGUUAUGGCAAAGAUUGCCAAGCCCAAGAAGCGCAACGAGACUCUGGUGUUCUCUGACACAGCCGUGGUGGCGCUGAGGGACGGAAAACUCUGCAUGAUGUGGAGGGUCGGAAACCUACGCAAGAGCCACCUGGUAGAGGCACAUGUUCGAGCACAACUACUGAAGCCUAGGGUGACAGAAGAGGGAGAGUUCCUCCCCUUGGACAAUAUGGACAUCAAUGUGGGUUUUGACACUGGCACAGACCGCAUCUUCUUGGUCUCGCCAGUGACUAUAGUCCACGAGAUCAACGAUGAGUCACCCUUCUUUGAGAUCGACCGAAAGACCCUGGAGACUGACUCUGAAUUGGAGGUGGUGGUCAUACUUGAGGGCAUGGUGGAGGCUACAGCUAUGACCACACAGUGCCGUAGCUCCUACCUGGCUUCUGAAAUUCUCUGGGGACACCGAUUCGAACCAGUGCUCUUCGAGAGGAAAGACUGCUACCAGGUGGACUAUUCGUUCUUCCAUCGGACAUAUGAAAUCCCAAAUACACCUUCGUGCAGCGCUAAAGAGCUUGCUGAGGAGAAGUACAUUCAAAGGUCACGCUCAUCAUUCUGCUACGAGAAUGAAGUCGCUCUGCAACUCGUCUCCCCUGAGGAUGAGCUUGACCAAGACCCUGAGUGUCCCUCCCCACCAACCCGGAGGCAAUCCCUGGCAGAACAUCUCCACUACAACUGAACCUGCAGGAUAGGAAGCCUUUAGGGAAAAGAGACAGGAAAUCUGCCCAGAGGUCAAGAGGAAGAACAGGCAAGAAGAGAGGGUUAGACAGGUCAGAAUGGGCAGACCAAGAGUGACAGGAUUAAAAGUAGAUAAGGCCAGUGUCAGGAUAGGAUAGGAAG
Molecule: messenger RNA, 3623 nt
Organism: Centropristis striata (black sea bass)
Lineage: Eukaryota; Metazoa; Chordata; Actinopteri; Perciformes; Serranidae
Gene: kcnj14
Product: potassium inwardly rectifying channel subfamily J member 14
Exons: 7
Coding region: 1858-3462 (534 amino acids)
Biological process (GO): regulation of monoatomic ion transmembrane transport; potassium ion import across plasma membrane
Cellular component (GO): plasma membrane
Molecular function (GO): inward rectifier potassium channel activity
Source: RefSeq, a predicted model, not a curated record